Molecule: messenger RNA, 2459 nt
Organism: Pieris brassicae (large cabbage white)
Lineage: Eukaryota; Metazoa; Arthropoda; Insecta; Lepidoptera; Pieridae
Product: transcription factor Ouib-like
Exons: 6
Coding region: 218-1726 (502 amino acids)
Biological process (GO): regulation of transcription by RNA polymerase II
Cellular component (GO): nucleus
Molecular function (GO): RNA polymerase II transcription regulatory region sequence-specific DNA binding; DNA-binding transcription factor activity, RNA polymerase II-specific; zinc ion binding
Source: RefSeq, a predicted model, not a curated record
UCAAAGUUCUAAAUAUUUUUAAUUUUACUUUUAGAUAAACGUAUUAUGAUUUUGUUUACAAAUUACAAAUAUGUAUAAAAUAUGCUCUAUCAAUGUAUUAUAAAUCCGUUGUUCUUAAAUCUGGUAGCACUCGUGGAUUCAAGUUUCCGCAACUGAUAAUCCCGAGUAACUUACUUUCUAUUUGCUUUAUUUAGAUUGGCCUUACUUAGUUCACAAAAUGUCUGGAAAAGUAAAGGGCCCUAUUAUAGAUCCAGCUUUCUGCCGCUGCUGUCGUUCUAUUAAACGUUGUCGUGUGUUGACCACGGAAUAUGAUUGGAGAGGAGGCAAAGAGAUCUAUUCUGACAUGUUUAUGGAUGUGUUUGGAUUGCUGCUGUCACAUCUCGAUGGAGACAACAAAGACAACUGUAUAUGUGCAACUUGUGUUGGUCGACUUCGUGAAGCAAGUGCUUUUCGAGAGCAGGUACUGAUGUGUGAGCAGCUAUUUUUAAAUGCCCAGCUGCAGAACAAAGAAUGUUUAACGGUGGAAAUAAAAGGUGAAGCACCAAGCAGUGAUGAUGACAAUGAUAAUCUGCCUCUUGCAUUGUGUGAUACGAGCAGUAUUGUUAAGGAGGAGAAACAGCCCGAAGUGUGUGCUGAUACAGCUAAAACGCAAACGAAGAGGAAUGGGAAAAUUAAGAAAAUUACGAAACUGAAGAAAAUAACAAAAACUAAAUUAAAGAGAUAUGGAAAAAUGGAAAUCAUCGAGAAAAAAGUAUCGAAGAAGAAAGAUGCAGAGCUGGACCAUGACGAACAAGAGAUGGCAUACGAGAACACAAUAACAUUGGUUAACAACUCCUACAUUUGUCCUUUUAGAAAUCGAAUAAGCAUAUACUAUUGCUACUACUGCAGGGACCAGUUCACGAAUCCCGAGGAACUCCGCGAGCACACACUCUCACACAACCCCAAAGAGCUCUUCAGGCUAUCGAUCGAAAACAAAAAACUUCCAAAAAUCGACAUCACUCGUGUCGAUUGUCGAUUGUGCGACAAAAAAAUCGACAAUCUCGACACAUUCAAACACCACAUAACCGACGCGCACAAUAUAAAGUUGUUUCCUGUCAAAAAUGAAUUCUUAAAGUUCCGCCUCACCUUGAACAAUUUGACCUGUACGGAGUGCAACAACGUCUUCCCGUACUUCGAUUCGUUGACCAAACACAUGAUCACACACUUCGGCACAUUCACAUGUGACAUUUGCGGCGCGUGUUUCCUCGAGAAGGCGUCGCUCAGAACACACAUAAACAAACAUUUCAAGGUGGAAAUGAAUUUUCCGUGCGAGAUUUGCGGGAAAAACUUAAAAUCCAAAUACAGCAUGCGCCUUCAUAUAGCGACGGUACACGAGAAAAAACCUACCGUCAAUUGCUACAAGUGCGACGCUUGCUUCCUGUCGUACGCGUUGCGUAAUCGUCAUUUGAUUGAAGUGCACGGCGACAGGCGGACGUUCCCGUGUAAGUUGUGCGACAAGGUGUACAAUAGGCGGAAAACGCUAAUGGAACAUCAUAGGAGGAACCACUUGAAGGUGUUCAGACAUCAGUGCGAUAUGUGUGAUCAACGUUUUUAUCUACCCUCACGGUUAAAAGAGCACAUGGCCACGCAUACGGGGGAUAAGAAUUUUCGAUGCGAUUUCUGUGAGAAAUGUUAUCCGAGGUUACAAUCUUUGCAGCAACAUAUGAGGUCUCAUACUUCUAAUUAGGAGGGUAGUUUGAAAUUUAUUCAAUAUUGAGCAUUAAUAGACAGGCAGUGUGUGUCCAUGGGCAUAUCACUUAAGGUGAGUCUGCCCGUUUGUUCUAUAAAAAACUAUCCAAAACAUUAAAAUAAACGCGACCACGGCUUUAUAUCGAUGUUGUUUUUUUUCAAAUACCCUCUUUUUUAACUAUAACAUAAAUGCUAAUCCGAAAUAGAGCUUUAUAGAUCAUUAUGUAUUUUAAGACUGUUGUUAUUGUCCUUGGUUCGAUUCCUAGUUAAAUGAUAAUUGUUUCGGAUCUGACUCUGAAAAAAUUAAAAGAAAAAAGUAAAUUUAAAAAAACUCCAAUUAUGAGGGUAGUUCAAAAUUAAUAGAACUGAAUUCUAACAAUUAAAAGAAAAUUGAAUGAUUUGAAUGAACGAUUUUUGCUGAUUAAAACGACUUAAAGACAGCGUCUUUGUGCUGUUCGAUUCCUUGGGAGUCGUUUUGAGAUGGGCACAGAAGCCUGACCAUCUGCUUUCUUAAGUUUCGUUAAGGGACUGCAAAAAACAAGGGUUACGAUGCGUUUAUAAAAAAUAACAAAACAAAAUGUCGAUCUCAAUAUGAAAUUUUAGGUUAUGUUCUGAUUUUUUCAAAACGUAUUGUGUCAAUUGUCAUGUCAUGUUUAUAUGUUAAUUUAUUUGUAUAUUUAAUUAUGAACUAUGUACCUUAUAAUUGUUAUUAAGUAAACGACUUAAAGUAU